GGUUCAAAAAUGGCAGCAGAGAAGUAUUCCAUCCUGCUUCCAACGUACAACGAGCGGGAAAAUCUUCCUAUCAUCAUAUGGCUCAUUGUGAAGUACAUGCAAGAGGCGAAAAUCAACUACGAAGUGAUCGUUAUUGAUGACGGCAGUCCGGACGGAACGCUAGAGGUUGCUAAGCAGCUGCAAAAAAUAUACGGCGAAGAUCGCAUCCUGCUCCGGCCAAGGGCCGCAAAGCUGGGCCUUGGGACGGCCUACAUUCAUGGAAUAGAGCACGCUACAGGCGAUUACAUCAUUAUCAUGGAUGCCGAUCUGAGCCACCACCCCAAAUUCAUUCCACAGUUUGUAGAGCUACAGAAGAAGGGUGACUUUGACAUAGUUUCUGGCACGCGGUACAAGGGUACCGGCGGUGUGUACGGAUGGGACUUUAAGAGGAAGUUGAUCUCGCGUGGAGCUAACUUUCUUUCCCAACUGUUGCUGAGACCGAAUGCUUCCGAUCUAACAGGAUCCUUCCGGCUGUAUCGUAAAGAAGUGCUAAAGGAGUUGAUAUCUCGAUGCACUUCGAAGGGGUACGUCUUCCAGAUGGAAAUGAUCGUCCGAGCGCGUCAACUGAAUUACUCCAUCGGAGAAGUUCCGAUAUCCUUCGUGGACCGUGUGUACGGACAGUCGAAGCUCGGAGGUUCGGAGAUAAUACAGUUUGCGAAAAAUCUGUUGUAUCUGUUUGCCACCACGUAG
Messenger RNA from Anopheles marshallii, 729 nucleotides. RefSeq names its product dolichol-phosphate mannosyltransferase subunit 1 (gene Dpm1). Lineage: Eukaryota; Metazoa; Arthropoda; Insecta; Diptera; Culicidae. The coding region runs from base 10 to 729 and encodes 239 amino acids. The record is from RefSeq and is a predicted model, not a curated record. The transcript has 3 exons. Gene Ontology annotation, molecular function: dolichyl-phosphate beta-D-mannosyltransferase activity. Gene Ontology annotation, cellular component: endoplasmic reticulum membrane. Gene Ontology annotation, biological process: protein O-linked glycosylation via mannose; GPI anchor biosynthetic process.